AUGUUAGAAGACUAUAAUGGUGAACAAGGCCAUCAGGAAUAUAGUCGACCAAAAUCGAGUCUCGAGACCAACAUGUCUAUAUCACUGGUUAAAUACAAAGAGGCCUGUAAGUUGGCUCGGUUUCUUCGGAGAAAUCUAUUCUAUAUGCAAAAACCUCGGAAGAAACAGACAAAGAAGCAAAAAGCAGCUCAAAAGAGAAGACGCAUUACCCUUGACGAAUUAUUUAAGCGUCGAGAAAAAGAGGAACAAUCUCUUUCAACAAGUCGAACUAGACGUUCACUUGAACUUACUUUUGAAGGAUUGGUCGUGUAUGGUAAAGUCGAAAUUCGUCUUGCGCUCGAAUGUGAAAUUACUCUUUAUAAAAUCAAAAAGGAUCAUUCAAAAAAACGCAAAUUAAAUAAUGGACAUUAUGAUACUUGCGAAUAUAAACAAAUCUUUCGUUCUUGUAUUCCUUUAGCAUAUGGGACUGACGGAUGCUUUGCAAAAGAUCUUCGGACUGUACAACCGUAUAUAACAAGUUUCGAAGAAAUCGGGGAUCCGAUUCCAGACAUUAUUUUAAAUUUUCGCAUUUAUGCAUUAAAUUGUCAAGCGUGGCCACCUCUUGCGACCUUCUCACCUAAUCAAAAAGGAUUAGGUAAUGAGCAUUCAAAAUUGAACGUGGUUCGAAAUGUUGGUGAUUGUAUUGACAUUCGUAGGUUUCUUUGUGGUCAGUUGGGUGUGAUUGAAGGGGAAGGGGGAAAGUUUGUUAAUGAUGGGCAAUAUGAUAUUAAUCUUAAACUUGCGAGAGAACAAGGCUCUAUAAUACCCUCAGAUUGGAAGUUACGUUUUUCCCUUAAUUGGGAUUGUAAAAUGCACCUUCCCUUGAGACCAAUAGAUUCUAAACCAUUUAUAGUUUUCAACACUUCAAGGGAUGAUUCUCCAGUUUCAUACAUAUUUCGUGUGGCUGACUGUGAGUUAACUCAAACAGUUAAAGGAUUCCGUUGUCCAUGGUGUAGCUUCAUCCAUUUUAAGGACAGUAAAUGCUUAAUGUAUCAUCUUCAAAAUAAUCAUGUUCAUUUAAAAUUCAGAACAAAAAAUGGAAAACAACUUCCAAGUGAUCGAAUUAUUAUUGUGACUUCAAAUGAAGACUUUUCAGAGUUCGAUUAUUUCUUAAUUGAUAAGCGAGAUGGUAGUUGGACUGUUAAGCCAUUUAUUUAUCCAUUAAAAAAUUACACUGUGCCACCUCUUGCUAUAUCAUCAUUGCCGACUAGCAACUUUUAUCAUUCCCACACAUUUAUGCCUUUCAAGGAAGGAGAUACUGACUCCGAAGAUGAGAUAUGUACACAUUGGUUAGAACAAUUAAACGAUGAGACGUUAGAUGAACUUUCAGAUGAUUUCAAUUCAUAUAGAGGACUUGCGGAUAGAAAUCUUUCUAUUGUUUGUGUCGAAUUUGCCAAAUCACGCUCUGUGGCUCGAGGUUGUAAUACGAUUUAG
Messenger RNA from Diversispora eburnea, 1473 nucleotides. Lineage: Eukaryota; Fungi; Glomeromycota; Glomeromycetes; Diversisporales; Diversisporaceae. The record is from the annotation of a GenBank genome assembly.